AGCGGAAGUGCGACUUACAAACAGCCAAAUCCACAGUCUGGCAUUCUUGGGCGUACAUAAUGCAUAUACAAGUAUAUAUAUAAAUAUAUAUAUACGUUAUAGGGAUAACCCCGGGCGCAUUGUUCUCCAGGCAUUAUGGAACGUGUCUGGGCAUCUCCUGAGUUUUGGUGUUCCUCUAGGAUCCGAAGGGUGUUCAUGGGAAGCACUAUGAAGGCGCUUGCAAAUUCAAAUCCAUAAAAGUGUCAUUAGGGUGGCGCAUAAAACACAAAAGGUGCGCCCAGAAAUUAAUUAAAAAGGCAAACUCAGGACCGGAAUUAAUGGCGCAUAAGAUUUAUGCAAACAGGCAGUUGCCUUUUCGGAAAUAUCCUCGCUGAAAUGUAUUGGCCUUAAAAGUGUUUCAAUUCAUUUGGCAGCAAUGACCAUGUCUGCACUUCACAGACGAAUCCCCAAACGUCGAGCGUAUGUGACAGAGGAUUUGGCACUCAGCGCCAGCUGGACUCAAAUCAGCAGAAAAGUGAGGCGAAGAGCUGCUGGCUAUGGUGGUAAUGGAGGUUAUGGCUGAUUAUGAUGCGCCCCUUGUAGAACACACAAGCCAUAUGAAAUAUGAAAUAUGAAAUAUGAACGAGUGCGAGGAGCUGAGCCGGAAACGACCCUCAUCAAUAUGGAUUUGGCGACGGACAUGUGGGCCACGUUCGCGUUGAGUGCCAGUGCCAGUGCCAGUUUGAGUUGAGUCUCGAGUUUGUUAAAUUAAUUGCAUAAAUAAUUUACAUAGUAAUUACACGUAAUCCUGCGAGAAAGAGGAGUGCACACUUUCCUCCGUUUGCAUAUAAAUCAAAAUGCUAAUGCAAUCCAGUCGAUAUUUGCAUUUGACGUAAUCUUGCAAAUCCGUAAUUACGUAAUGCAGCCACAAGCUGAUUGCGCGUCGCAGUCGUUGAGCUUUAAUUGCGUUUCCGUUUCCGUUCCGCUGAGUCAUCGAAUAUUAAACACGCUCUUUUGGCGGGGAAACUAAAAUUUCACCCACCUGGCUUCCGGUUGCACAUAUAUAUAUAUUGGAUGAAUAGGUUAAAGGGCUAAGUUAAGGUGUGAAAAUAGGUUAAUAUUGAAGAGUUAGGAUUUAACUAAUAGCUUUGUUGAUAUAUAACAGAUUAAGCAAUUGGUGCCUUAAUUUAUUAUGCUUGUAAACUAUUUAACAAACAUAAUCGCUCAUUAGAAAAAUAAAUUAGCGACUGCUCCUAUUCCUAUUACCAUUUUACAAUCAAUCGCGUAGUCAUAAAACUGUUCAAAGAUCAUUUACCAAGUGGCGGCUUAUAUAUAGUAUAUGUUAAUCUGCUCAAUCGAUUGAUCAUCGGCCAUUUCAACAUCUCAAUCGAUCAGAGGCAGGUCGAACAACUAUUGCACGACCACAAUUUAAUGGCUUAGCAUAUGAAUCGCAUUAUGGCUUCUUUUGUGGUUGUCUGUCCAUCUUUGGAUCAAAAAACUAUAUUAGAGAAUGACAUCUCUUAGCGUAUCAAAUGUCAAGACGAACGAUCGACGCGCUAUUAAUGCGCAUUGUUGGGCAUCAAAAAGGCGACGAUUAAAAAUCAAUAUAAAUACAUCGAUUGCCAUUGUGAACGCUCUACAAAGGAAGCUCUGGACAUGCUUAAUAUAUGUUUAUAGAAACUUUUAUGCAAAUUACUGGCUGAAGACCCGAGAACGAGCCCAUGUAAAGUGAGCACUCAUAAAGUUGAUUUAUGCAGCCGAAUCAUGCCGAAUUUGCAUAAUUAUAAUGGCGUGAACAGCCAACGAGUCGCCCCAAAGUCUAAGCCCAAAAUCGCGACCCACAAAUCCAUCACUGGCAACGCUUUGGUGGUCAAGAGAAAAUGGCAAAGACUCCGAUGGUACCUUCCAGAUCCGCUGGCACCUCGUGAUCGAUCCAACUGGAUUGCCAAAUGCAUAAAUCACGUGCCAGUGCCGCCAAAAUAAAAACAGAAUCAGAUUUCAUACUUGUAGCAAUCAGAGAAUGGAGAUCGGCGAACGGAGAAUGUCUGCGACUGGCUUCGCUGACUAGUUGGUAGAAAUUAUGUAAAUGCUUGAGACUAGACCCUGAUCUUGAAUCUUGAAACGAGUCGGCGGAGCAGAAGCUCGAAUCGCUUCAGUUUGCCGCUGAGUUAACUGGAGAUCGGUCGAGAAUCUAGAGUGGGAACUGCCCCUCGAAAACAGCGUGUUGGAUACGAAUUCACGGAUCAUGUACAGGACUUUUGUUUGGCUGCUAACCCUAAUGGCAGUGGCAAGUGCCGCCACCUCUGGUCGGGACUACCUGCCACGCCCCCCCGCCAGAGCCUACGUCUACGGCACGCCCUCGCCCAGCACGAUGGCCCAGCUGCGACGGAUAGUCCAAGGUCAUCUGGAGCGCUUCCAGCAGGCGGAGCAGGCGCACUUCUCCCGCCGCGCCAAUGUGCAGCUGGGGAAAGCGGAAGUGGCGGUGGAUAGGAAACCACUGGCGAUGCAGCUGUGGGUGGUUCGCACGCCCGCCGUUUCCGGCGCGGCCUCGGAUAACGUCCUCGAUUACGCCCUGCCGCCCAACACGCCCACGCCGAAGGACUACGCGCACAAGUUCCUGCCCGAGGGCAAGGAUGUGGUACCCGGAAGCUCUUACAUACCGCUGCGGCUGGUGGUGAUAAAGCGCUGAAGCAGCUUUUGGAAUCUUUGGGCGGCGGCUUGCCUUUUGUUGUUCGAAAACAAGUUGCGGCGGAAUGCCGAUAUCCGAUACUUAAUGCCCAACCAGUAGUUGGCUAAUUGGCUUUAAGCUUACUGGUUCCUAGCGCUAGUCCAGCCAUAGUUUAGUUGUUUAUGUUAAGGCCCAAGUUCACUCUAAAUCUAAAUCCAAAUCUAAAUUAAGCCACCACAUCCCGGAGUCCGUGACUAAGACUUCCGACCUGAUCGCAUGCAAUAAAUCCGAAAUUAAGACUCAGCCA
Molecule: messenger RNA, 2954 nt
Organism: Drosophila yakuba
Lineage: Eukaryota; Metazoa; Arthropoda; Insecta; Diptera; Drosophilidae
Exons: 3
Coding region: 2225-2668 (147 amino acids)
Source: RefSeq, a predicted model, not a curated record